AAUACUACUGUGCCUUCUUCACGGUCAUAGAAGAAGCCGGCUUGUCCGCGGAUGUCACGAUUGUUUCGCCCUCGCUUUGACGGCGUCACUCAUCGCCUGGUGCCACGACCCGCUCAGUUCGCCUCGCGCCACAUACUGCGUCUGCGAGCGGCAGAGUGACUAGAGAAGAUAAGGGUUGUGUCAUCGGUUGAGCUUUGAACAAUGUUGGGUGAGUAUCGGUUGAGGUGAAAGAGAGACGGGUCGAGUGAGGGAGCGAUAGCACAUCCUUGUUGGACUACGGGGGAACAACGUGAUUCUCCAGCGCCCAAUGGCAGAGUUGGAAGAUCUUUGGCUGAUCGGACGCAAUGGUUUCAAUUUCAGUCCAAUACCUGACCGGCCGGCCCACCAGCGUCCGUUCGUCAGCGUACAUACGCCCACGUUCAACCUGCCCUUGUCACGAUGGUACUCUACUUUUACUACUCUAAGACAGAACUGGCAAUAGAGCACUUCGUUCAUCGCAUUAUGCCUGUGCCUGGGGAGCAUGGUCAUACAGGAACAGGAACACAUGUUCUGCCACUUCUGCGUCCCAUUUCCGAGCUUCGGCUUGAGCUGUUCUUGAACGAUCCUAACUUCUGUCGCGGCCUGCUGUCUCUGACGUUCGCUUUGCACCCUCUCCUCACCGCUCUUUGCUCAAAACCGGUCCUUCUUCGCCUGUAGAUCCGAUAGAUCUUGCUGGAAGUGGCUGGCUUC
Molecule: messenger RNA, 729 nt
Organism: Dacryopinax primogenitus
Lineage: Eukaryota; Fungi; Basidiomycota; Dacrymycetes; Dacrymycetales; Dacrymycetaceae
Exons: 3
Coding region: 439-696 (85 amino acids)
Source: RefSeq, a predicted model, not a curated record